This is a messenger RNA of Stegostoma tigrinum, 1855 nucleotides long. RefSeq names its product SLIT and NTRK-like protein 4. The transcript has 7 exons. Gene Ontology annotation, molecular function: protein binding. Lineage: Eukaryota; Metazoa; Chordata; Chondrichthyes; Orectolobiformes; Stegostomatidae. Bases 235 to 1437 code for a protein of 400 amino acids. The record is from RefSeq and is a predicted model, not a curated record.
UUGUAUAGAGUUUCAGUACACUGCCGUUGGUUUUAUAGAUUGGAGUUGUGAUCUCUGUUACAUUAAACAGACUGGAUAAGAGUCCUGGAACAUCAAAAAGUUCAGACAAGUGAAAGGUUACCAUCGAGUCAAAACUAAUAAAGCCAAAGUUAUAGUAAAAAAAAUUGGAUGUAUUAUUGUUUUGCAAAACUUUCCGAUCAUUCUGACUAUUGACUUGAAAAGGCAGACAAGAACAUGGAUUCUGCUCUCAGUUUUUAUACAUUUGCCUGCUUUUCGUAUGUUGCUUCGUUGGAAACCCCAUUGGUGACAUAUUCAGCUCCAUGCCCACGAGAACUGAAUGGCUGCAUGACACAAAAUACAUCUGUUCUGGACUUCAGUGGCCCCAGACUCAGAAGAAACUAUCCGGACUGCCUGAAGAACUACAAACAAUUACAGGUGCUACUUCUGAAUAGUACUAACUUAGAGACUGUAGAAGAUAUAGCAUUUUCAAAUAUUUCCAGUCUUCGACAGCUUUACCUUCAUGACAACAGAUUAGUCGCGUUUCCUUCCAAACCAAUGGCACCACUCACUUUCCUCGAAGUUCUAUUUAUCAGCAACAAUUUCAUCAAGGAAAUUAAAUCAGGCGCAUUUGAGCAUUUGCAGGAGCUCAGGGAACUAUAUCUGGGACCCCAAGCACAGUUUCAGGAUUUUCAGUAUCAAGCAUUAAUCCCUCUGAGAAAAAUUAAGGUGCUGAUUCUCAGAGGCCUCAACCUCACAUUUGUACCAGUUAUUAAUCAAAUGCAAUUGCUUCAGGAACUGGACUUAUCCAAUAAUAAAAUUGAUCGGAUAUUAGCGCAGUACUUUUAUAAACUGACCAAACUACAAACACUGCGAUUAUCAGGUUCGGGAAUUACAUUUAUAAGCAAAUCAGCCUUCAACUCUCAAAACAAUAUGAGAUUAUUGGAUUUGUCCAGGAAUAAACUAGUCGCCUUUUCUAGAGAGAUCCUAAAUCCCAUCAUUCAAUCAGUAGGUGGUGCUGUGGACAUCAAACUGACUCAAAACCCAUUUCACUGUGAUGCUAGGAUGUGCACCAUGAAGAAGUGGUUGGAUUCUGUAAAGGUACAGCUCGAUAUGUUGUGUAACAGUCCUGACAGCUUCAAAGGGCGCUGGAUGAGCCAGUUGUCACUUUCUCUUUUUAACUGCUCAAAGGAGCCUAACUUUGCAUUUUUACCAAAAGCAUCUCAAGCAAACAAAACUAGUCUUGUUCGUUCAUUUCUAGGAAAAGGCGUCACUGCUAUUGUAAUUAUUGCUGCAGCUGCACUCUUCACUCUCUUCCUUGGGCUAAUGUACUUAUCACCAGUGAAGUCAGUUGAGUCAUUGAAACACUGUGGCUGCACCAGAGUGGAAUCUACUCCUCAAGAAAAUGACGAGCAAGAUACAUGCAGUUCUUUUAUUUAAAUAAAACAGAUGUCAUGUUUUCAAAAUUUUCAUCAACAAAAAUGGUCAACUGACCUACUACUGUAAAAUAAGACAAAUUAUCCUAUAUAGCCUUUUUUUUUGUUUCUUGGUUUGCAUAACAUACCCUGCAUUCAAUAUUGUAAAUGCAGUUUUGGAAACAAAUAUUGGUAUAAAAAUGUAAUCUUUCCCAAUCAAUCACAGGAUGUCCCAAGCACUUUGUUAACAAUUUAUCACGCAAUGAACGGACCAACAUGAGGUCAGUUUUAAAGUGGAAAAUAAAUUGUAAUAUUUUACUAGGUAGGUAUUUGGAGUCAAUAAUUUGUUUUGAAGCACAGCCUUCUCAACUUUGUUUCCUGCUCAUUGCCACAUAACUAGACAACUUUUCUCAUUGCUUUCUGUAUACCUAAAACAAGGUAUA